GCCAUUAUGUUGUGUUCCAUUUGAUGCUUGUAGUGUCAUCCUGUCUUUGGCAGUUUUCAGCGCAGUCAUACGAUGCUAGGUGCACCUGUGCAGCCUUACCUUUCUAAGCUCUUUGGUAGCACUCUGGAUGCAGACUGCGUUAUUCGGUUCACGCUAGCUUCUGACAAUGUUGAGCCCCAUCUUAAGAAGGCGCGCGCUGGGGCUCCUGCCAGCCCUCCUGUGAAAGCCGCUGUUGAAAGCAACAAGGCUGAUGCUACGGACAGUCCAGCCACACCAAUAAGCCGGCUUUGCGAGACAGGGCAAGCGCUCAAUGGAGACAAUGUCACUGCGAAGGACAGCGACGUGAAACGUGUUGCAGACGCUAAGAGUGGCGACCACUGUGGGCCUACCUUCAUUGGCGAGGCCAUACCGGCCCACCGGGUGGUUCUGCGCUGCGGUUCAGAGCGUUUCCGCGCUUACAUGGAGCGAUGGGAACAGCCUGCACCUGCGGCGCUGCCUCCCGGAGCAACUAACUGCCCCAAGCCUGACACCAACGACACAAACGAUAGUGGGCACGGCGAACGCAACAUUGAAAGCGCCGAUGGUACCAGCACUCCCCUCACACGCAAGCGCCCAGCCCCUGACGCCUCCAGCUGCGCCCUUUCCGGCCUUCCCGAGUUGCUGGUCCCGCUGGGCAGCGAGCAGGAGCUGCCUGCUGCGCGGCGCGCCCUGCGGCUGCUGUACAGCGGCUUCGUGCCCUACUCGCUGGGCUUCAAGGAGAUCCUGGCCACUCGGCGCAUGGGCUCGUACCUGCAGAUCGAGCGCUGCGAGGCGGCGUGUAACGCAGCCAUGGUGGUCAAGCUGGAGAAGGAGGGCCGCACGGACUCGAGCAUAGUGCUGGACCUGUACGAAUGCUGGCACCACUUCCCCGAGGACGCCUCCUUCUCCUCCGUCCUCAGCGCCGGACAGAAGCACCUGGUACGGCACUUUGGGGACGCGCUGGCCAUCCUCAACACCGACCGCGACAAGCCGGGCACCCUGGCGCGCCAGUUCAUGUCCCUGCCGCCGCAAGCGGUGGAAGCCCUGCUGUCCUCGGACGACUUUGGCACCGACAGCGAGGCCAGCGUGCUGCUGCUGCUGCCGAUCUGGUUUGACGCGUACGCAAACUACCGCUAUGGGGUGUCAACCGGAGUAAACCUCUGUCGCCUCAUCCGCGUGCUGCAUUUGGGCAAGGACUGCAUAUCAUACGUGCUGCCCCGCCUCGACUGGUUCGCAGCUACCCCACGGCAGCGCACGGCCCUGACAGCCCUCGCAACCACUAGCGACCCAGCGGCCCGCAAGAGCCUGCUGAUGUCGCUACGCAGGACAAAAGUGGACUUGGGCAUAGACGCGGACGAGUUGCUGAAGCAGCAAGGCUGCGAGUCGCAGCCGGAUCUCACGCCGCGGCGCUGCAAGUGGCUUGCUCCCGCCCGGCGGCAGUGUCUGACCUCACCCGACGGUCGGGUGUACACCUGGCGUGUACAGCAACAAGACCUGUUAGACGGGCUAAAGGCCGCUCUAGCUCCGCACGACAACCCCGCAACCGUUCUAGUUGGUAUCUGCCCCGCGUCGUUUGUACGGCCGUGUCACGGCUCAGCCGCCGGGGACGAGGAUGCCGCAGAGGUGUAUAUGUACGGCCUGAGCUGGCAGGUCAGGUUCGUGAUCAGAAGCGACGGGACGCCCUCCAUUUGCCUGAAAUGCACCAACACCAUGGCGAGCAAC
Messenger RNA from Astrephomene gubernaculifera, 1740 nucleotides. Lineage: Eukaryota; Viridiplantae; Chlorophyta; Chlorophyceae; Chlamydomonadales; Astrephomenaceae. The record is from the annotation of a GenBank genome assembly.